Molecule: messenger RNA, 913 nt
Organism: Polypterus senegalus (gray bichir)
Lineage: Eukaryota; Metazoa; Chordata; Cladistia; Polypteriformes; Polypteridae
Gene: cabcoco1
Product: ciliary associated calcium binding coiled-coil 1
Exons: 7
Coding region: 18-701 (227 amino acids)
Source: RefSeq, a predicted model, not a curated record
AAACAGCGAGCUUAGACAUGGCGAGUAGGGAUAAAAUCAAAGCCCAGGGAAAGACCUCUGAAAUGGACAGCGAAGAGAAAAAAACGAAUUUAGAUAGCAAUUCUGUGGACAAUGUAAAGCACUUCCUAUUGUCUUCCCAAGUCAGCAUGCUGCUGAAAUUAGGAACUGAAGAAGUACAUAAAAAAAUGCAGGAGAUUCUCCAGAUAUAUAAUCCUCAUACUUGUUUAAAGGAGGCAGCUUUAUUAGAUUACUAUGUCUCAGGAUUCAUGUGGGCUAAAGAAGUUAACCUUCCAAGCCAGAAGAUAUCAAAUUUCAUGACAAUCCUUCACAUGCUGUUGGAUAAUAUCAAAAACAAGCACAUGUCUCUUGUUGAUAAUAUAAAAGAACUUGCAAAUGCAUUGAAGGGUACAGAAAACUCCAUCUCCACAAGUUAUGAACUUGUUGAAAUCUAUACUGUGGAAGAAGCAGUGUAUAUUGUUGACUUCUUUAAAUACAGUUUAUUUCAGCAUUAUAGAUUAUACGAAUUUCUCUUUCAUCAUCCAAGAAAGGAGAUGGUUUUCAGCAGUGAAGAAAAUAUUGAGACAUUCAAAAUACCUCAUUCUCUAUACCCUCUCCCACUUGAGGAAGGCAUGUCUCAGGAUAAAUGUGAUUUGCUUCAAGGUGUUGAAGAAGAAGACCAACUAGCAGAUGAGGAGAGAUAAAUGAGACCCUUCAACUGCAGGAAGAGAUCUACACAGCAAGAACAGUGUGUCUUAUCAAAUAUGGAGACUUUUCUCAGUUUGGAUACUGUACUCGAUGACUUUUGUGACAUUAUUUCCACUAUGUAACUAAGGUUCUUUAGGUUUCAUUGCAGUUUUGCUAAAAUACAUACAACAAAAUGAACAAGUAUUUUCAAGUAUUUGAUUUUACUGCU